AUGAUGUAUUUAAAAAUAUUCUGUUGGAGGUUUUUUAUAAAAAAUUAUUUAUUUAGAACAACCUCUAAAAGAAAACAUCAUAAUAAAUUUUCUUGUAGCAUUAGAAUUUAGGAAUAGGACAAAAAAAGGCUCAACAUUUAGUCACACUUUUUUAUUUGA
Molecule: messenger RNA, 159 nt
Organism: Paramecium pentaurelia
Lineage: Eukaryota; Ciliophora; Oligohymenophorea; Peniculida; Parameciidae
Source: the annotation of a GenBank genome assembly